This is a messenger RNA of Amoebophrya sp. A120, 1335 nucleotides long. NCBI's taxonomy places the organism in Eukaryota, Dinophyceae, Syndiniales, Amoebophryaceae. The record is from the annotation of a GenBank genome assembly.
AUGACCUGGUACGACCUGGCAUUGGUGAAGUCCAUUUCAACAACAACUGAAACGGAGAACGCUAGUACUGUGUGGGGUGCUCAAGAAGGUAACAAGCGUGGGGGCGGUCCCGCUCCAGCGGUUCCUGCACCUGUAGUCACUGUCGCCCACGGAACUGUGCCCAGUGCAGGGGCUCUGGUGGAGGUCACAAACGGAGAAGCCAGACUGCAUCAAAACGUCAUGCUCAAGCCGGACGCUUCGCUUGCAGAAAUGCGAAUCGACCCAGAGAAACUGGAGGAACUGGUGGUUAACGAGGCAGCUGUUCGCUACGACUCGUUUAUCGCCGACAUCAGCCACAAUUUUCGGUUUUCCGCCAACGUCGGCGCAGCCCUGGCCUCCUGGGUUCUGACGGGGGGGAGGUCGUUCACGGACACAGUGCUGCAGCCAGUAGCGGUUCCUGACUUUGUGUCAGAACUCCUACUGCUGCGAGAGCGCACGACCCGGAGGAUAGCAAAUGCAAAGCUGGUGGAAUCGGAAAUCGUACCGGACCGAGGUGAAAAACCCCUUCAAAUUGCAGGGUCUACUUCAUCGCGGCCUUCUUCACGGGCGAAACAAGAAGAGUGGCCUUCUGGAGCUAGAGUUCUAUCCGCUUUUGCGGUGCAGGUAAAGUUUCUGGCUCCCGCCGCAAAAUCUUCGCACCGUGAAAACUUGUACUGUGACCCUUUGCACGAGGUGUGUUUAGACGUCUUCUCGCACUCCUUCACCAUCGGGGCAGAACGUGACACCGAGGGGAGCGUGAGUUAUUUUCUUUUUGAUUCCAUGGGGCUCCGACGUGCGUCCGUGACGACUGCAAACACGGGCGCGGGGAAUACUUCGGGAAGUGCCUCGGGAGAAGUAGCCCUAGAGCAGCAAAAGUGCAAGCCACUAACGUUGCGUCGGGACCUCAGUGGGGCCGAUAUCGCGCAGCUGUUCGGCGAGUUCGUAGCUUUUUUUGAAACUAACACGCAGCCUGUUGCUGAUCACGGGGCAGAGGAUUCGGAGUCGGCUCGCCGCGUGCUGAAGUUUGCGACUUACGAGUUAGAUGCCGCUGUUCGAGAAGGUUUGGCCGAGAGAAUUACGACCUCGCACAUGAAGCUCAAUGAUGCUACCGAACUAGAGCGGGACUUCACCCUGCAUGUGGCGUUGCAACUUCAGGAACGACGAAUGGAUCCGGCCAAAGCAAAACGCUGGAAAGACAAAUGGAACGAAAUUUUGCUUCACCAGAUCAUGUUCGCGUACAAUUCUGAAGGCGGUCCGGGUGAGGGAAGUGCGUUUCCGGUCAUCGAGAACGUGUGGAAGAUUCCUCUUCACCUGUAA